Suncus etruscus (white-toothed pygmy shrew) is the source of this 1068-nucleotide messenger RNA. RefSeq names its product G protein subunit alpha 14 (gene GNA14). Gene Ontology annotation, cellular component: heterotrimeric G-protein complex. The record is from RefSeq and is a predicted model, not a curated record. Gene Ontology annotation, molecular function: G-protein beta/gamma-subunit complex binding; guanyl nucleotide binding; G protein-coupled receptor binding. The transcript has 7 exons. Bases 1 to 1068 code for a protein of 355 amino acids. Gene Ontology annotation, biological process: action potential; adenylate cyclase-modulating G protein-coupled receptor signaling pathway; phospholipase C-activating dopamine receptor signaling pathway. Lineage: Eukaryota; Metazoa; Chordata; Mammalia; Eulipotyphla; Soricidae.
AUGGCCAACUGCUGCUGCUUGUCGGCCGAGGAGAAAGAGUCCCAGCGCAUCAGCGCCGAGAUCGAGCGCCAGCUCCGGCGGGACAAGAAGGACGCGCGCCGCGAGCUCAAGCUGCUGCUGCUCGGCACUGGUGAAAGUGGCAAGAGCACUUUCAUCAAGCAGAUGAGAAUUAUCCAUGGUUCAGGUUACAGUGAUGAAGACAGAAAGGGCUUCACCAAGCUGGUUUACCAAAAUAUCUUCACAGCCAUGCAGGCUAUGAUCAGAGCCAUGGACACACUGAGAAUACAGUAUGUGUGCGAGCAAAAUCAGGAAAAUGCUCAGCUGAUCAGAGAAGUGGAUGUGGGUAAGGUCUCUGUUCUGUCCAGGGACCAGGCUGAAGCUAUCAAGCAACUGUGGUGUGACCCAGGGAUCCAGGAGUGUUACGACAGAAGGCGGGAGUACCAGUUGUCCGACUCGGCCAAGUACUAUCUCUCUGACAUUGACCGGAUCGCCAAACCGUUCUUUGUACCUACACAGCAAGACGUACUUCGUGUCCGUGUGCCCACAACUGGCAUCAUUGAGUACCCCUUUGACCUGGAAAACAUCAUCUUUAGAAUGGUGGAUGUUGGUGGCCAGCGAUCUGAACGACGGAAAUGGAUCCACUGUUUUGAGAGUGUCACCUCCAUUAUUUUCCUGGUUGCUUUGAGUGAAUAUGACCAGGUCUUGGCAGAGUGUGACAAUGAGAACCGCAUGGAAGAGAGCAAAGCCUUGUUUAAAACCAUCAUCACCUACCCCUGGUUUCUGAACUCGUCUGUGAUUUUGUUCUUAAACAAGAAGGACCUUCUGGAAGAGAAAAUCAUGUACUCUCACCUGAUUAGCUACUUUCCGGAGUACACAGGCCCAAAGCGGGAUGUCAAAGCUGCCAGAGACUUUAUUCUGAAGCUGUACCAGGACCAGAAUCCUGAUAAAGAAAAGGUCAUCUACUCCCACUUCACAUGUGCCACAGACACAGAGAACAUCCGCUUUGUCUUUGCUGCAGUGAAAGACACGAUUCUACAACUAAAUCUGAGGGAGUUCAACCUGGUUUGA